Molecule: messenger RNA, 2351 nt
Organism: Castor canadensis (American beaver)
Lineage: Eukaryota; Metazoa; Chordata; Mammalia; Rodentia; Castoridae
Source: RefSeq, a predicted model, not a curated record
UCAAGCCAGUCACCGGCAGAGAUGUCUGAAGAUUCAGAAAAGGAAGACUAUUCAGACAGAACCAUCAGUGAUGAGGAUGAAUCAGAUGAGGAUACAUUCGUGAAAUUUGUAAGUGAAGAUAUUCAUCAUUGUACACUACUAACAGCUGACUCUAUUGUAGACCCGUUCUUCCCCCGGACUACACAGAUACUACUAGAGUAUCAGCUAGGAAGAUGGGUGCCACGCCUUCGUGAACCACGAGAUUUAUAUGGUGUCUCUUCUUCUGGUCCACUGAGCCCAACACGGUGGCCAUAUCACUGUGAGGUUAUUGAUGAAAAAGUUCAACAUAUUGACUGGACUCCUUUUUUUCCUGAGCCAGUGUAUAUCCCAACAGGCCUGGAAAUGGAACCCCUUUAUCCAAACUCCAAGGAAGAUACCGUGGUUUAUCUGGCUGAGGAUGCUUACAAAGAACCCUGUUUUGUGUAUUCCCGAGUUGGGGGAAACCGAACACCUUUGAAGCAGCCUGUGGAUAACUGUGACAGCACCUUGAUGUUUGAAGCAAGGUUUGAGAGUGGUAAUCUACAGAAGGUAGUCAAAGUGGCAGAGUAUGAAUACCAGUUGACUGUGCGCCCUGACCUCUUCACAAAUAAACAUACCCAAUGGUUCUAUUUCCAAGUCACUAAUACCAAAGCAGAAAUGGUCUACAGAUUCACUAUUGUCAACUUCACCAAGCCUGCUAGUCUUUACAAUCGGGGUAUGCGCCCACUGUUCUAUUCUGAAAAAGAGGCCAAGGCUCAUCAGAUUGGCUGGCAGAGAAUAGGAGACCAAAUCAAAUAUUAUAGAAACAACCUGGGGCAAGAUGGGCACCAUCUUUUCUCUCUUACAUGGACAUUCCAAUUUCCACACAACAAGGAUACCUGCUACUUUGCUCACUGCUAUCCAUACACUUACACAAAUCUGCAGGAAUACCUUUCUGGGAUCAAUAAUGACCCAAUACGGUCGAAGUUUUGUAAAAUACGCGUCUUGUGCCACACGCUUGCUAGGAACAUGGUGUAUGUUUUAACAAUCACUACUCCCUUGAAGAACACUGACUCAAGAAAGAGAAAGGCAGUGAUUUUGACUGCAAGGGUCCAUCCUGGAGAAACCAACAGCUCUUGGAUCAUGAAAGGCUUUCUAGAUUAUAUUUUAGGAGACUCAAGUGAUGCACAGCUGCUUCGGGACACUUUCGUCUUCAAGGUGGUGCCCAUGCUGAAUCCAGAUGGUGUGAUUGUGGGAAAUUACCGGUGUUCCUUAUCUGGACAAGAUUUAAACCGUAAUUACACAUCUCUCCUGAAGGAAACUUUUCCUUCUGUUUGGUAUACCCGGAACAUGAUCCAUAGGUUAAUGGAGAAACGAGAGGUUAUUUUAUAUUGUGAUCUUCAUGGCCAUAGUAGGAAAGAGAAUAUCUUCAUGUAUGGCUGUGAUGGUAGUGACAGGUCUAAAACCAAAGCACUGUACUUACAGCAACGAAUCUUUCCACUUAUGCUGAGCAAAAACUGUCCAGAUAAAUUUUCAUUCUCAGCUUGCAAGUUUAAUGUUCAAAGAGCAAAGAAGAACAGGAAGGUGGUGAUGUGGAAAAUGGGAAUCAGAAACAGCUUUACCAUGGAAGCCACCUUUUGUGGAUCUACUUUGGGUAAUAAACGAGGCACCCAUUUUAGCACAAAAGACUUGGAGUAUGGAUACCAUUUUUGUGAUUCUCUCUUGGACUACUGUGAUCCUGACCGGAGCAAGUAUUAUCAGUGCCUGAAAGAAUUAGAAGAAAUGGAAAAGCAUGUGAACAUUGAAAAAGUCUUUGAGGAUUCAGAUACUUCUCUGAUAGAAAUUACAUUGGAUCUAGAGUCUAGUAGCCGAGGCUCUGACAGUUCAGAAUCCAAUGAUUCUCACACUUACCUUCUCAAGCUAACUUCUCAGAAAAAACAUCUGAAAACAAAGAAGGAAAGAAAUGCAGCAAUAGCAUGCCACCAAAAUGCCAAAGAAGAGGUUUAUGGCAAUAAACAUUUGCUGCAAAGAUGUGAAGAAGCAAAUUCUGAUGUGAAAGAUACAAGGCCAGAUGUACCAGGUGAUUACAUAGCUGAUUAUUUCAGAAGACCAUUGCCUAAUCAAUAUUUGGAUCUGCCUAACAAUUCUAAAAGCAAAGUGAAAGAAUGCACAUCUUUCCAAAGCAAAAAGACUGGCAUAAAUUGGACAGAUGAUGAAAAAAGAAUCUACAGGGAUAAAAGAAUAGCUCAAACUCAAGAAAUAUUAGAAUAUUUGCUACCUAUCAUGGAAAGCCCUAAAACUAGGGAAACCACUCAGAUAUUCAAUCCAAGAACCAACUACAAAAUCCAACAUCA